ACUUGCAGCCUUGCAGGCAUGACGUGGGCGACCUGAACUCGCUAGUCGUAGAGUUUCUUUCCACGCGGCAGCUCGGCAGAGCUACGCAGCCUCUCUGCCCGCCACGUUCUCCUGCAAGGCUGCAACUCGAAGCACUGAGAAGCUAUUAAUUAAUGGAUUCUCGAGCAUGCGGCCUUGUUCGCUAAACCUCGCGCACAGAAACACAAGCGAGUACCAGAGCAGCUAGGAGUGGUCAGCAAUGGCGCAGCUUAAAGCAGCCGCCGACGAGCAGCAGGAGGCGGCGCUGCACGGCGUCGCCUCCGGCGGCGGGAACGAGAGCAACAAGAAGGCGCGCGCGGGGCUCUGCGGCCUGCUCCGCGAGCGCAAGGUGGUGGACCUGGCGCGGGCCAAGCGGCGGCUGGUGGAGGUUCCCUACACCGCGACGCUGGCGCACACGGCCAACGCGCUCCUGGCAGCGCGCGUCUCUGCCGUGGCCGUGGCUGCGCCACCGGGCCACUGGAUCGGCGCCGGCGGCUCCAUGAUCCUCGAGUCCGACCCGGCCACCGGCGCCGUCCGCAAGCACUACAUCGGCAUGGUGAACAUGCUCGACAUCCUUGCCCACAUCGCCGAGGCCAGCGACGACGACGAGGCGGCCGACCUCGACCGCCGGAUGGCCGUGCCGGUGUCCUCCGUCAUCGGACACUCCCUCGAGGGCCUCACUCUGUGGACGCUCCACCCGAGCACCAGCGUGCUGGACUGCAUGGAGACGUUCAGCAAGGGUGUGCACCGCGCGCUGGUGCCGCUGGAGAGCUCGGCGGACAACGUGGUGGCGCUGGAGCUGGUGGAGUCGGCGCCGGGGUACCGGAUGCUCACCCAGAUGGACGUGGUGAGGUUCCUCAGGGCGCACGGCGCGGAGCUCAGGGGCGUGCUGUUGCGCACCGUGCGCGAGCUCGGCGCCGUGAACGACACCGUGUUCGCCGUCUCUGGCGUUACCAAGGUGAUCGACGUCAUCAAGGCGAUGCGGGCGGCGUCGCUGACCGCCGUGCCCGUCGUGGACGCCGUCGGUAGCGGUACAGAGACCCUUCAAUACGGGAGCGGGCAAAGGGCGGUCGAGACGUUCUCGGCGACGGACCUGCGGGACUGCCCGGUGGCGCGGCUGCAGGCUUGGCUGGGGAUCAGCGUGAUGGAGUUCAAGAGGAAGGUGGCUGAGUACCGCGCCAGCACCAGGCUUGUGGUCCCCGGCGCCGACGCCACGGACACUGGCACCCCUGUCGCCGGGUACGCCGACACCCCCGCGGCUGCCGCCGCCACUGACGAAGAGCAGAGCGAGCAGCAGGAGUCGGCGCUGGUGACGUGCUCCCAGGAGAGCACCCUCGGCGAGGCGAUCGAGGCGGCGACAUCGAGGCACGUGCACCGGCUGUGGGUGGUCGACGAGGAAGGGCUCUUGCGUGGGGUCGUGUCGCUCACCGACAUCCUCCGGGCAGUGCGGGAGGCCGCGCUCGGCGAGGACCUGGAGCUGCACAGCAUCGUGCCGUGAGCCCGUGGGCCGUGAGUCGUGACGUCCAAGAACAAGCUCGUAGCUGUUUCUGCCCAUAGUGUCCGUCCACCUGUCGUGCUCCUGCAGAGGAGGGGGAAAAGGGCGAUCGAGACGUGUUGGCGACGGCCGACCGGCGACCGCCGCCGAGCUCGUUUUGCCUUGUUGCUUUGUUUGUUAUAUGGCCCUGGCUCCGAUCCGGGCUUCGUAUUUCGUUGACAGGCCUUCAUCGUGACGCCUUAUUUUGCAUCGUUUUAUUGAUCAACCAAAAAUACGGCU
Zea mays is the source of this 1792-nucleotide messenger RNA. Its product is annotated as SNF1-related protein kinase regulatory subunit gamma-like PV42a. NCBI's taxonomy places the organism in Eukaryota, Viridiplantae, Streptophyta, Magnoliopsida, Poales, Poaceae. The record is from RefSeq and is a predicted model, not a curated record. Gene Ontology annotation, cellular component: nucleus; cytoplasm. Bases 239 to 1516 code for a protein of 425 amino acids. The transcript has 3 exons.